Messenger RNA from Cyclocybe aegerita, 453 nucleotides. NCBI's taxonomy places the organism in Eukaryota, Fungi, Basidiomycota, Agaricomycetes, Agaricales, Hemipholiotaceae. The record is from the annotation of a GenBank genome assembly.
AUGUCCAUGGGGCUCAAUAUAAUCAUCUUCGGACUCUCCAUGGUCUACUUCGGCUACCUCUCCCUCUUCAUUGCGUUCGGCGCGUUAGGCGUCUCCCUCAUCCACAAUAUCACCAUCCUCGCACUCUCCCAUAAAGAGCACAAGGCCGGGCCGGAGGCACUAGCAGGCAAGCUCCCCGCGACGGCGCGGAAAGCGACCAUCAUUUGUGGAUGGUUAAUUAUGAUCGCCUGGGCGGCAGCGGCUGGGAUGACCUGCGCCAUGGUGAUUAUUGUCGGGGGAUGGGCAGAAACCCCAAGGUACAAUGUAAUUGCGGGGCACUUCGAGUGGGUCUUCGAGCUGUUUGAGAUGGUCGUGACGGGGCUCCUGGCGUUGAAGUGCACGCGCGAGCGUCAACAGAUAGUGGGCCUCGCGAAUACGGCGAGGUGGUACCAAUUGGGCAGCUAUAACCUGUAA